GCCAGUUUUCAAUACCAAGGAUUGUAUUUCCCUUUCGUCCCACGACUAUCCGGAAGACAAACGUCAACGAUUUACUUCUACACUUCAGAUCGAAAGCAAGAAAAGCUACUGCAGAAUCAUCUGAGAUCAGUCUUAUUUGACCUGACACAAAAAUGUGGCCUAAUCAAGGUGCACCUGGCCAGAACCCAGGCUUCCCACCUGCCUACAACCCUGCAUUCUCUGGGGCUCCAAACCCAGGGCAGCCCCAAGGCCAGAACCCCAUGUAUGCCCCUGGCACAAACCCUGCAUAUCCUCCCGGAAUGAACCCAGCCAUGCCCCCAGGAAUGAACCCAGCCAUGCCCCCAGGAAUGAACCCAGCCAUGCCCCCAGGAAUGAACCCAGCCAUGCCCCCAGGAACUAUGCCCUAUGGACAACACCACGGAGGGCAACACCCUUAUCCGGCUGGACCAGGAGCACCUUGUUACCCAGGAGGUGUUUACCCAGGAGGCAUGUACCCAGGCAUGGCUGGGGGGUUGGCUGGACACAAGGCGCACAAAAAAAUGAAGAAGGCGAAGAAAGGGAAAAAAGCACACAAAGCCGAUAAGCACAUGAAGCAUCAUGGGAAGCACUCUUCAAGCAGCAGCAGCAGCAGCAGUAGUGAUGAGGAAUGACUUCACCAAUGACAUCCAACACAUCCUCAGAUGGCAUUAAAAGGGGUAUAUUAUUGACCUGUUAAAGUCAUUUUAAAAUGUCCCCUUCCUCUGUUUAAAAUGCAAUGAAGUUAAAUGAAUGUGGACCAUUAUUAAGAGUGGGAAUAGUUGGGAAAUCUAUCAUAUUACACUGUAAUAAAACAUGUAUCCUUUAUACACGGUACUUUCUUAGUCUUAACAUUUGGUGAUAUCAGACCUAUGAUUGUAUGCAUUUCAUCUGAAGUAUGUGCUAUAAUGACCUCUUCCUCUACUUAAAAUGCACUGUGGUUAAAUUAUAUAUUUUUUAAUUAGCUGUAUAACAUUGUGACCAAUGUAUUUAUAAUUUAAUUAUUGAUGCCUUCGUUGUCUUAUAAUCUGAAUACCAUUAUUAGCAUGUGCCAUCAUGUAGUAAAAUGUGUAUUUUGUGCCUUGUCAAUAUUAAACCUGUCUCAGUAGUUUGGCCAACAUCUUGGCUACCUAA
Molecule: messenger RNA, 1149 nt
Organism: Esox lucius (northern pike)
Lineage: Eukaryota; Metazoa; Chordata; Actinopteri; Esociformes; Esocidae
Gene: prr13
Product: proline rich 13
Exons: 4
Coding region: 153-650 (165 amino acids)
Source: RefSeq, a predicted model, not a curated record